Molecule: messenger RNA, 4274 nt
Organism: Monomorium pharaonis (pharaoh ant)
Lineage: Eukaryota; Metazoa; Arthropoda; Insecta; Hymenoptera; Formicidae
Gene: ETHR
Product: growth hormone secretagogue receptor type 1
Exons: 6
Coding region: 2087-3298 (403 amino acids)
Biological process (GO): G protein-coupled receptor signaling pathway
Cellular component (GO): plasma membrane
Molecular function (GO): G protein-coupled receptor activity
Source: RefSeq, a predicted model, not a curated record
GGUCGAGUUCCGUGUUCCAUUCAGUUUACCGGCACUAUUUGCACGGUUCGGAUUCCUUCUGGGCACAUGUAGCCUGGCGGGCCGAUGAUGACAGAAAGCGGACGAAUCACGUGGCUGCAAUGCCGUCGAAAUUUCGGUCGGUUAUCAGUGCGCAUUGCAACGGAAGUCACAAGCGGGGAACGUGUCUCGUACCAUCUGUGAGGGUAAUUCGACGAGAACGACGAUCGAGACUUUGCGCUGCGCGAAAUUCAAUAACGUGGAUUACACGUCCGAGUGAAUCUCCGAUCUCGUGGAUUUAUUCGCGGGUUAAAUUGCGAGCGACAGUUUAAUGCACCGUGGUGUACAAAUUGUCCGCGCGGUCGAUUAAAACUAAAUAAAUCGUAUUUAACUCUAGCAAAUGUGCGAGCGGUGCGAGCGAGUAUACGUGUGAUCUGAUUGAAUCGCUUGUUAAAACAAAUAUUAAAUCGAUAAUAAAUUAUCGGUUGCCCGUGACAGAUUGAAUCGGCGACUCAUUAGAUUUGAAUUGGUCGUUAUCAAGAAGCUUCUAUUCUUGUAAGAAAGAGCUAUUGAACAAAUAAAUCGAAUUAAACUAUAUAGAAGCUUUAUUAGUUAGCCGAGUAGCUCAUUAAGUUUGAUUCUCCUGAGACAUGAUUGAACCGGUUUGCGUCUCACUAAUUACACACAAAGUUGAUCUAUAUAUGUGCGAUUCUGUACUUCGACAUCGGAAUUGGCAUACCUAAGUGAAUUUUUGCCAAACGAUGUGAAACGAAAUUUUGUCAAUGAAAGGAAUGGCGCGCGGAAUGCAGAAUCGAGCUGCGGCGAAUUUAAUCGCGUGUGUUGAUCAGUGACUUCGGUUUCGAGGUUUCAAAUAUGGAUAUUGCGCGAUUAAAAUGCACCUACUGAUAUCGGGACACGCGAAGCAUCAUUCUAUUUGAGAUUGGAUGUCAGAUAUUUCGAAGGUACUUCGAACUCUCGAAGAUUCUUCUCGCGAACCCGAGAGACGCUACAGAUUGCUGCGAACGCAUUCUUACUUCCGACUCGACGAUUGAUAGUUGAUAAUUUGUCGCGAGAAAUUCGCGGAAUUGGAAUUCCAUUACGUCAUAAGAUUUCUAAGAUAACGCGAAAGAAGUAAGCAAAUUUAAAGUCACAACAGUUUAAUUAAACGGAUUAAUAUACUUUUUUUUAUUACAUUCAAUCCGAUAAAAAAAUUCUCGAAUAAAAGUAUGAUCAAUGCACAAGUCACGCUCUUAUAUUUAACGAAUGUGACUAUUCAUUUAGUUUAGCAAACGGACGGCACAAUUCUAUUAAACGGAUAAAGCUACGUCUCAAGUGUAAGAAAGUUAAUAAUGUUAAUCGGCCCCGCUAGGGCAUAAAACACGAUUCCCUGGGGCGCGAAUUCUCGUCGAUGUUAUAGAAGAUAAACAUUUCGUCCGGGGCUUUCCGCAAAUUAACAUUUCCACUGUCUGAGCCGUUCGUUCGAUCGAAGCGGUUAAAUGGAGUCUCGUUUUAAGUGAAGAAGCCAAUCAGUACGUUUCGCAGGGCGAGCAAUUUCUCCCGAUCUCGUUGAGAACUCGUUGACGCACCAUAUCGAGAUAAUUAAUGGUGAACGUACCGCGACGAGAGACCUGAUGAUGUCACUUAACGUUUCCGACCCGGCGAAAGUGGCGGUUAUCUCAAAGCGGGCAAAAACGAGUCGAGUUCGCGUCGCGAGACGCCGAGGUGCCAUCACGCACCUGCGAUUCCUGAUGGAUUUUCUCGGGCCGCGUCCUGACACAUCGCAAUCCGUCGUCGUAACGCGCGUGACUCCGACGUCGCGAAUUGUCGCGGCACGACGGAAAGUGUUGCCGACGUAAGAUUGAAAUUUCCUCCUUCGAACAACGCAAGUGAUAAACCGGCGUGGCGAUGCUUGUACGUGAUGCUUGUAAAUACGUAACUCAAACGGCAGACCCCCUCCCAGUCUAUAAUAAGUGAAGAUACGUGGUAAGAAAUAGUCUAAAAAAAGAAAAGUGAAAGAGAAAAACCGGAUAAGAGAGCGAACGUACAACGAAAGAAUAACAAGAGGAAGGUGCAUUUCGUUCCCACACUGAUGAGAAAGAUGUUGACAACGAUGUCUACCGUCGCUUUCGAAUUGAACUCGUCUUAUUACACGACGGCGAUCGGCAACAGCGCGCUCGACGGAUUCUCAGUAAUCGAAUCGGAGAAUGCUACUUCCGCUCUGUACAUGCUGCCUGCCUACAUCCGAACGACUUCGAUGGUAGCCUGCAUAAUCGUGAUGAUUCUGGGUAUAGUUGGCAAUCUGAUGGUGCCGUUAGUCGUACUGCGUGGUAAGGACAUGAGGAACAGCACCAACAUCUUCCUGGUGAAUCUGAGCGUCGCCGAUCUCUGCGUGCUCGUGAUCUGUACGCCCACCGUAUUAAUCGAAAUCAACUCGGGUCCGCAAAUCUGGCCGCUCGGCGAGCACAUGUGUAAGGCUGUUCCAUUCGUGGAAUUAACUGUGGCUCAUGCUUCGGUUCUCACAAUUUUGGCCAUUAGUUUUGAGCGCUAUUACGCUAUCUGCGAGCCUUUAAGGGCGGGAUAUGUGUGCACAAAGGCAAGGGCAACCUUUCUUUGUUUUUUGGCGUGGGUGGCAGCGGCGCUAUGUACAAGCCCGAUGAUCUGGGUAUCGCAGUAUCGCGAAAUGAGGAUGACGAGUCACGGCAUUGCGCACGAUGUCGUUGCUAACGUCGGGAAAGAUCAGCAGGUGGCGAAUCAGGUGAAUCGCGUGCCGGUGUGCCUGACGCAGGCCGACACCGUCGCCAGCGUGACGUUUUUCCUGCUGCUGGUCUUGCUCUUCUUCGUCGCACCAUUCGUGAUACUUGUGGUACUGUAUUCAUUUAUCGUGAGUCACCUGAUCCGCGACUCGUCGAGGACGUCCGGCGGCACCAGCGACUCGUAUCACAGCCGGGCUAGAAGGCAGGUGGUGUACAUGCUGUUGACGGUAGUUGUGAGCUUCUUCAUGUGCCUGUCACCCUAUCGGCUCCUCAUCUUCUACAUCGUCAUAGCGCCAGCCGAACAGAUAGCCGCGCUUGAUUACGACACGUUCAUCUGUCUGCUGAACUUCUGCAGGAUCAUGUUCUAUCUGAAUAGCGCCGGCAAUCCGAUACUGUACAAUUUAAUGAGCAGUAAAUUUAGGCGAGGUUUUCUGAAGCUGUGCGGCUUUAAAGGCGAGAGGAUCACGCAUAGGAGCACGGUCAUCGGCACGAGAAGAAUCAUGACGAAUCAGCAGGAGAACUCAAAUCAGGAAGAGAACUUUUUAUAAACGAACGAUAUCGAAUAUUGUGACAUGGUGAGGUGCCUGUGAUUCGCAAUUCCUAAUAUGUGUACAAAGAAAUGACCGAUCAAUGACGUAUUAGUUACAAUUAGAAUAUUAGAUUGAAUAUUUAGCAUUAUAAUAAAUGCAUUUCUUCCAAAACCGGAGAAUGCUCAAUGUGAUAUAAUCUUUAAAAGUGAAAAGUAAUAAAAUGUGAGCAAUGCAAAAGGAUAUGAAGAUGUUGAAAGAUUAUGCUUGCUAUAAAAAAUUAUGGAAAUAUUGGAAAAUGUUAUAUAUACAUAUAUGUAUAUAUAUUUACUAAAGCAAGAAAUGUACGAAUGAUGGACAAUACUUAAAAAUAAAAGAAAGUGAAGAUAUCGAAAAAUGAUUUUAAGUAGAAGAAACGAGGAUUUAUAUUUCUACUGUUGUACUAAAUUUAUUGAAAGAAGUUUAAAGUCGAACAAAGAGAAGCAAGGUGUUGUGUGUGAAAGAUUGGAGACUUGUACGAGAAAACUUUUGACUUUCUGUAAGAUAGUAAACUUUACAAACUUUCCUGAAAAUUACGGUUAGGAAUCGAAUGAGCGAAUGCGCUCGGAAAGAUUAAAUGGUGUGAUCUCAUUAUCAGUAUUGCAGACGAUUAAAUAAAUAUGAAGGAAAUAGAUAUCAAUCCGUAUCAAAUGUCAUAUGAGUAGUUCUUUUUUUUUGCGCAAAGGUAUAUGAAAUUAUCGUGAACAUUCUAUGUCAAUUGAUUUUAAUAUUCGCCUCUUGCAGCUUUUUUUAUUGUUUAUAAAUAUUUUAAGUUAAUUGUUAAUGCUGUAUUUGCUGAGUAUAUAAUUUUGCAUAACAGAAAUUCAUUUGCGCUAAGAUAUUUUUUGCAAGUUAUUAUAUUUAUAUUAGAAAUUCUUGUAACGCUAUGUGCCAGACAGCAUUCACAUUAUGGUAAUUUACUGGAGUUUCGCUACACAAUAAACGUACGCGCGUACUC